GUAGAAUGUGGCUUACCCGUAAACGCCAGCAUGUUUGCUCAUCUCCAUGCACGCCCCCUGGAUGUCAACCUAGGCCGCCCCUUCCGUUACCAAGACAACAUCACAUAUCUGUGUGACAUAGGAUAUGUGCUGGGGGACGGCAGCAACAAGAUGACACUGACCUGUGGUCAAGAUGGACAGUGGAGUGGGGGACUUCCUGAAUGUCAAGCUGCUAUGUGCAUGGAAGAGCCUGUUCCCAGUGGUGCUAUUGCAGGAACAAAUAACCUGACCUACCAGGCUGUAGGCGAGAUCACAUGUAACGUCUCCGGGGUCCGAAAUGAAACCAUUACUCGUUAUUGUCAGUAUAAUCAAACUUCAGACAGUUACAUGUUCACAGGACAGCCUAUUAGGUGUAAUGUUAUAGACUGUGGGCAGCCAGACACUAUAACAGGAGCCAAUAUAACAGUGGUGUCCACACUGUAUCCUAGCAGCUUUACAGUAACCUGCAAAGAUUUAUACAGCCUUGCUGGAAACAGCAGCAAGUAUGAUAACAUUGUGAGGUGUACAGCUGAUGGGUAUUGGGACUAUGGAGAUCUUCGAUGUGAAGGGGCCACAUGUAGUGACCCAGGGAGGCCUCCAGAUGGCAGACAGGUGGCAGUAGAUACCUAUGAGGAGGGUAAACUGGUUAGAUAUGUCUGUGACAGGCCAGGUUAUGAACCAGACCCUCCAUACCCCUUGCUGUGUGAGGUGGCAGGUUCCAAUCUUACCUGGAAUGCCUCUGCACCUACAUGUGUGGACAGGGAAUCACCAGUGUUUACCUUCUGUCCCGGACCUUUUACUGUGGCUAAGCUUUCUGAACUGUUUACCAUGCCAUUUCCCAAUGCCACAGACAACUCCGGGAUGAUACGGGACAUCCAGGUGUCCCCUGUGGACUUCCAUGGUUACGGGAUGUGGAUAGAGCAGGACAUGAAUGUCACAUACACCGCCUACGAUCACGCUAAUAACACGGCUACAUGUGUGGUUAACAUCAGGUUAAAAGACCAGGAGCCACCGGUCAUCAGCUGUCCUAACUCCACCACCCUGGUCAUCCUGGAGGAGAACAGUCAACUGGUCAUCACACAGGGUGGACAACUGCAGGGUAACUACAGCAGUAUGUUCAUGGCUAUGGCCACAGACAAUGUGACACCUAGAGGUGAGAUGACCUUCACCUACAGUCCACCCUCACAGACCUUGACCUCAGCUAUGGUGGACAAGAGGAUCACUUUCACAGCUACAGCCACUGACAUGGCAGGAAACAAUGCCUCCUGUAGUUAUGAUGUGGUGCCAAAAGCCUCUCCCUGUAGUACAUGGUACCUGCCAACCCCAAAGUUUGGUACCAAGACAUGUACCACCAGUAAUACCACAUCCACCUGUACCACUACAUGUAACAGUGGGUAUGGAUUCCAUGGUGGACAGGCUUCCAUUGUGUAUACCUGUGACACCUCUGCUGACCAGCCAGAAUGGAGCAACAAUGGAACUGUACAGGAUUGCGUAGCCCCUGAGAUCAUGGCCAUCUACACAGCUAUAGUACAAGAAACUGGCUCUAGCACUCCUGGUCUUGUCUACACAACAGUUAAUGCUACAAUCCUCAGUAGCUGUAUCCAGCCCUAUAUCACUGAACUGGACAGUCUUAUAGCCACUGUUGCUGCUAACCUGAGUAAUGUAUGCCAGACUGUAACUGGGUUAUCAAACAUUUACAUAGAACUCAACCAAUCUACAACAAGUUUAGAUGUGGUUGGUCAGCAGUUAACGGUACCUCUCACUUUAAGGAUCUUGCCAUCAAGCUUGCAGAGAGUUAAUGUUUUUGACUGUGUAACUACCUUAAAUAAUCACAUAAGAUAUCUUGAGUCUGGAGCUAUGGAUAGAUUUAUGGCUGCGAGAGCCUUAGGUUUUGUGCCAUCUGUAGGCAGUUGUGGACAACUAAAUCUACCCAGUGGUACACGCUAUGAAGAAGUUGGAGGAUUUAUUUGUCCUAGCAACUUGGUUAGAAAUGACCAACUUUGUCUACCCUGUCCCACUGGAACCUUUCGGGAUGGAGCAGCCUGCACCCCAUGUAGCCCUGGCCAGUACCAGGAUGAACAGGCACAGACUCAGUGCAAGUCCUGUCCUGAGGGGUUCACAUCUUUAUAUGCAGGGAGCAACAGACUGGAACAGUGCAUUGAGUACUGUUCAGAGGGGAUGAUAUCAGAUACAGGGUUGGCCCCAUGUACCAUGUGCCCUGCCGACACUUAUUUCUCUAACCGCACCCACUGCACACCCUGCCCAGUAGGCACCACCACAAAUGGAGUAGAAGGCGCCAAAAACUCGUCAGGAUGCAAGACUGAAUGUAGACCUGGGUAUUUCUCCUACAAUGGGAGAGAGUCCUGUACUGCAUGUCCUCUGAACUUCUACCAAAACAGCACAGGGCAGACGACAUGUUCCCGGUGUUCCACAGACUCCGUCACAACCCAAGUGGCUUCCGAUUCCAUAGACAACUGCACCUCACAAAGUAGCUUGUGUAACAGGAAUGACACGUGUCAAAAUGGUGGCACCUGUACUGUAUUGGGUCAUGUAGAACAGUGUCUGUGUCCUGACGGUUACACAGGGAGGUAUUGUGAGGACACCAUCAAUCCAUGUGAUUCCAGUCCUUGUUUUUAUAACGGUACAUGUGUGCCACUAGGGGGUCUACAGUUCAGGUGUGACUGUUACUCAGCUAUUGUGUGCACUAUGGUUAAUGAGACCAGCAACCAGACCUAUAGUGGUGGGGCAGAUGAAGCUUCAACAGUACCCAGCCUUGCAGCUUGCCGGGAGAAGUGUGUUAAUAGUUCCCAAUGUUCAGCUAUCACCUUCUCUAGUUCCUCUUGCAUCAUCUUUUAUGCCCUCUCUGGAAGAGCUCUUACUGCCUCAAGCCAGGCUGUUGUCACUUUUACCAAAUCAUGUAGGAAUGUUUCAGACUUCAGUGGACAAUUUUGUGAGAGUGAAACUAAUCAUUGUUUGUCAAAUGACUGUCAAAAUGGAGGAAUGUGUCAAGAUUUAGUUGGUGGAUUCAAAUGUUUAUGUCCAUCAAACUCUAUCUAUUCUGGACCAAAGUGCACAGACUCUACCCCAGUGUGUGAUCAGCCAGCCAAUGCCUGUCAGAAUGGCGGGACAUGUCGUCCAAUCUUUGGGAACAUCCGCAGUGUGUGUAACUGUGUGGCAGGAUUCACUGGGAGGAACUCCUUUUGCCCAGAUGGUCAGGAGGGCAAUGGCACCUCAUGUACAGCCUGCCUGAGAGGGUAUUACAAAGACAACUCAAAGUCUCCUCUCUCUAAGUUCCUGCCCUGUGAGCUCUGCCCUAUUGAUAAGAUCACUGCUGGUAAUGGCACCACAAGGGAAACAGACUGUAAUAUUGGUAAUUGUACUGCUGGCUAUUACAUCCAUAGCUCCAACAACAGCUGUGUACCAUGUCCACUGAAUUCCUACCAACCAGACAAAUGGCAGACCAGCUGUAUUCUCUGUCCUGAUAACAAAACUACAGCAACCAUGGCAACCACAGCACUGACAGAGUGCAAAUAUCGCUGUCCCCUGGGUCAGGAAGACCAGUCAGGCACCUGCCGACCCUGUGCCAUAGGAUCCUACAAAGACACUGAUGGCCCUGAGUCCUGCACUCUAUGUAGUAAUGGACGGCUGACCAGGAACCAAGGCUCCACCAAUGAAUCUCAAUGUGACCAAGUAAACUGUCCACCAGGGACAAAGAAUGAGGCCAACACAUGUGCUGUGUGUUCAGUGGGGACUUAUCAGGACCAGAGUGGACAGUAUGCCUGCAUGUCCUGUCCUGUAUACACCAACACUGUCAACAGCAGCUCAACCUCACUGCAGGACUGCCUCAGCCUGUGUAAUGACAGCCUACCCACCAAGUACUGUGAGCAGGGCACUUGUCAGCUGAAGACCACUGGCCAGCCUGAGUGUAUAUGUAACCCCAACUAUGAGGGGGAGUUCUGUCACAUCCAUUCAGAUCUGAGGUCAGAGCUGUCCUUUGAAGCAGUUGUUGGCCUAAGUGUUGGCUUUGCUGCACUACUUACAGUACUGGGGAUAUUUGGCAUCUGUUACUUCUGCUUCAAAGUUAGAAAAACUGGAAAACCUUCAAAGGCCCUAUCAACAGCCUCAAGAAAUGGUUAUUUUUACAAUGGCUAUGGCCCAGAGGAUUGGAACUACUACAAUGGCUAUUACGAUGGCUAUGGCACGCCAGUAGGAGAAAAUGGCUAUGAUAACAGACUAGGACAAACAUCGGAGGCUAUGGCGUCCUACCCAUACCACCGCUCAGCUUACCAAUACUACGAGGACACUGACGGCCAACCGGUGGAUCUUACUGCAUUUGAAGAGACAUUGCACAGUGACUUUACUACUCCAAAAUCCUACUUUUCUAGAUAUAACUAGUCACAUUCUCUUGGCUGCGAUGACCAUGGCAAAAGACAUUUGUUCUAGUUGCAUUUCUCUUUUUUUAUUAAUCCAAAAUCCAAACAAAGUUUAUUUUUAUCUGGAGGGUGAUAUUAUAGAACAGGAGUAAAUUUUGGCUGAAUGCUGCCUCAUUAUCACCUUAUCUAAACUAACAAGAAGAGAGAAAUCCAUAGCUGUUAUCAGACUCAUAAUGAUGACUUAUUAUUGAGUUAUAGACAUGAUGGAUUAUAUCUAACAUAUCCCUGAUGGGAGGUUAUAUGGUUUUUCACUGGUGAAUUUCAUAUCCAGCAUAAACUUGUAUUCCAUAUAUGUAUAAGACGGCAUGGGAAAUAACCUGAAAUACAAUGCUGCAAUCAGAUUUACGGAACAGAUUUGUAUCAGCAAAAGUUACUUAUAUAUUUUUAUGACAGUUUGUGUUGCACUGUUUGCAGUUUUAAACAAUAUCAUGUUUUAUUACUUUUUGUCACAUUAAUUACAUAGCAUUUUUCCAAGGUUUCCAGAGAAAAAUGUGUAUUUUUGUAUGCAGUAUGUAAAGUUCCAUUUUACUGAUAUGUGAUUUCAACAAACAAAACUGCAAUAUGUAAAAUAGCUAUCCAUGAACAUUGAUAUCCAGAUGCUAUGCAGGAUUAGCUAACUGUAAUACAUAUAGUCAAUCUGUAAGAAGUGAAUUUCUAAGUUAUUCAAGGUAUCUCUAUUAAGACAUUUUAUGUCUCUCUUUAUACAGUGUCACAUCAAGUAAAUACCUUUUUUAUGAACAAAUCAAAAUUUACAACAAUUUACUGCAAAUGAUUGUUUCAAUAUUUUUUUAUGUCCUCAUACAUGCACAUUAGAAAUAGAAGUAUUUUAGUAAGAAAAGAUAGAAAACACUUCUGGGGUAGACUUCACAUGUUAAAGUAUUUUUAUCAACAAAUGUAUAAUGCAAGUAAGUAAUUCUGGUAGUUAACUUUUGUAUGGGUAUUUAACAGUAUUAUUUACUUACAAUGGACAUUCCUAAAUAACAUUCCAAAUAAGAUACUAAUAUAUUUUAGUUGUUACACGUAUGACUCAUUAUAGAUAUGAGAAAAGGAUUCAAAUGAAAUUAAUUUUACAUUUAAAGGACAUUGUUUCAGGAAUUGAGAUUUGAAUUCUGAAACCUCGAGUGAGAAUGUUUUAAAAGCUUUAAAAAUAAAAAUACCAUGUCACAGAACUCUAUUUGAUACUGCA
Molecule: messenger RNA, 5637 nt
Organism: Lingula anatina
Lineage: Eukaryota; Metazoa; Brachiopoda; Lingulata; Lingulida; Lingulidae
Molecular function (GO): calcium ion binding; protein binding
Source: RefSeq, a predicted model, not a curated record